This is a messenger RNA of Aedes aegypti (yellow fever mosquito), 4659 nucleotides long. Its product is annotated as zonadhesin. Lineage: Eukaryota; Metazoa; Arthropoda; Insecta; Diptera; Culicidae. The coding region runs from base 103 to 4530 and encodes 1475 amino acids. The transcript is spliced from 3 exons. The record is from RefSeq and is a predicted model, not a curated record.
ACCAGUGCAAAUCAACGAUGCCGGAUUUUCAAAAUAUAUAAGACGCUUUUCGGCGCUCGUACCGAAUAGACCAUUUUCUGCGGUCAGAGGAAUCGUCGAAAGAUGGGAACAUUUGCCGGCAACUUGGCGCUGCUUUCGUUAGUGGCGGCGAUCGGCGUUAAUGCCAGCACUAUAGGUUUACGCAAUUUGAAGCUGAAUCCUGUUAACUCGGACGUUACGGACAGUGCUUCAAAAAAUCGAACUUCUCGACAGUUUGGCUCUUAUUGCCCGUACGCUAACAGUCAAUGUCAACAGAGGCCAAUCAUUUGCCCGUCGGGCAGUUUUUUGGAGAACGGCAACUGCGUUAUUCGUCAGACGUACUGUCCUGGAGGUUAUUCGCUGGUGGGGAAUAAUUGCGUUGGACAGACUGUGUGUCCUACCGGAUAUUUUCUUAGCAAUAAUAUGUGUCAUCGUAAUCCGGUGGUUGUUGAACCUCAACCACCUUCAUCACAGUGUAUACAGAAAACUAUACCAGCUACAUGUGAAGCUAGCUAUGUAUCUUCAAACGGUCAAUGCGUUAAACAGGACAUCCAAAUUCCUGAUAUGACGAAUAAGACAUCAUUGAUUACAGAGCCGGCUACAUGUCCAAACGGAUAUCUUAUCGACGGGCAAAAUUGCAUUUUAUACGAUCGAGAAUCCGCCAGAUGUGAAAGAGGUGAAAUGCGAUUGGGCGAGUGUGUAGUUCCUGGCGUUUGUCAACCUCCGUACGUCAUUGAUUCAUACGGCCGAUGUGAACGAUCGUUCCAACAGCCUGCGAGAUGUCCUGCCGGGUCAACGCUUUACGAUGGAGUUUGUCAGUAUCCAGCACCAACUUGUCCCCAAAACUACACUGUUGCUAAUAAGCAAUGCGUUUUGGAGCAGAUAGCAACAGUUCAGUGCAGUCCUGGAUCUAGAAUGGUGGAUAAUGUUUGUGUGGUAUCACAGCCGACCUGUCCAGCUGGUUUUGCGGUAAAAGAUGGACAAUGUCUUAAAAGUGAGUAUGACGAACCGCGGUGUCCUGCAGGCAGUUAUAUUAGAGGCAAUUUUUGUGUGACUGGAGAGGUUAGCUGCCCCCAUGGGUACGACUACAGGGAUGACCGCUGUGUUAAAGAGGACAAAGAGCCCGUGAGUUGUCCUUAUGGGUCCAGUAUGCGACGAGGUAUUUGCGUAGCAGAUCAACCGAUAUGCAGUACCGGUUUUACAUAUGAUGCACGUUUCGGAAAGUGUAUAAGAUACGAUAAGCAGCCGGCUACUUGUAAACAUGGAUUUACUCUAAGGGAUGGAGAAUGUGUAAGCGCGGUUCGUUGUGAUGGAGACUUCAAGCUUCAGGCUGGAGAAUGCAUUCGAGAGGACAGAGACGUUGAACGUUGCCCUCAAGGAAGCAAUUUGAUGGAUGGUUUGUGUGUCACUUCGAGGCCUUCAUGUGACCAUGGCUUCGAUUUGGAGAAAGGAGUUUGUGUUAGAAAACAUAAUGAAGCACCAAAAUGCCCCCAAGGCUCUCGUAUUUCUAAUGGAUAUUGCGUAGCUGAAAGUGCCGGAUGCAAGCCUGAAUUCAUGCGGGAUGGACAGUGCGUAGAGGAAACUUUCGAGCAGCCGAGAUGUCCUAUGGGUUAUACUUUUGUAAACGGUUUUUGUUUGGCCAAGCCGUAUUGUGAAGCUGGUUACGUAUUUGAGGAUGGAAUUUGCCGCAAACGUGAUUUCGGACCGGUAACUUGUCCAGCAGGAUCAUCGCUACAAGAGGGCGUUUGUGUGAGCUAUGAUUUUACUUGUAUACCAGGCUUCGAAAGGCGUGAUAGUAUGUGUGUCCGGAGGCAUACUUCAUCGCCCAUAUGCCCUUCCAAUGCAGAAUUCAGGGAUGGUAUAUGUUUAACCAAAACGACAGCUUCGUGUCCUUUCGGGGCGGCAUUAUCAGGUGGUAGUUGUAUCAUAACUGAAAGUAUUGCACCUAUUUGUCCACCGGGACUCAUGUAUCGUAAUGGAAUGUGUUACGGAAUAUCAUCAAUCGCACCAACACCAUGUAACAGCGGUUGUCAAAUGCAACAGCCGUGUUCUAGCGGUUGCCAAGUGCAACAACCUUGCGCUAGCAAUUUCCUGUGCAGCCUAACACAGUCUUGCGGAAGUUGCGGGCAAUCUGCGCCACAACAACAGCCACAAGUUGUACAAGCCACAUGUCCAUCUGGCUAUCAAUCCAUCAACAAUAUGUGUACACGCCAACAGACCAUUCCAAUGCAAUGUCAACCGCCAUACACCCGGCAGGGCAGUGAGUGCGUUCUAUUCGGAUCAACGGUUUGCGCAAAUGGUUUUACAAUGGAGAGUGGGCGUUGCGUACGUUUCGAACAAAUGCCUGCAAAUUGCCGUGAUGGAUUCUUCUUCCGGAAUAAUCGUUGCGUCUUUCUGAAUCCAGAUUGCGGCUCCGGCUAUCAUAACAUAAAUGGAACUUGCACUAAAGUACAUGAAAUUCGGCCUCAAUGCCCUUUACAUCAUAAAAUUUACAAAAAUUUUUGUGUUGCGCAGCCGGAAUGUACUCUAGGUGCAGAAUUACGUGACAACCAAUGUUAUAAAGCCAAGUACACUACUCCUCAGUGCCCAGUUGGUUUUAUGGCUCGUGAUAAUUAUUGUGUUGCAUCACUGCAAUGUGACCUUGACGCUCGUUUAGAGGGAAAUUUGUGCGUCAAGAGUGAGCAGCGUCCUGUUAGUUGCCCUACAGGAUCUAACCAAUAUGAAGACUACUGUACUGUUCCUGGACCAUUGUGUUCUGAUGGGUUCAGUCUACAAGCUGGUCGAUGCGUAAAAAUUCAAAGAAUUCCAGUUGUUUGUCCGCAUGGUAGCUCCCUAAAACGUGAUUCAUGUGUAAUGCCUGUAGAUUGUUAUCAUGAUUAUCAAAUGAUUUCCGGUCAGUGCACUAGGACGGAGCUAGUCCCGAAUCAAUGUCCUUCCGGAUUCUAUGUAGAUGAAAAUCGAUGCGUUUCCAAGAACCUGAACUGCCCCAACGGCUACCAAUUUGAGGAAGACCAAUGCGUACGAAAGCAAUUUGAAAUACUGAAGUGCCCGUAUGGCUCCACACUUCGUGAUGACCUUUGUGUAAGCGGCAAACCUUCAUGUACAUUAGGUUUCAAAUUGGAGAGUAACCGAUGUGUUAAACAUUCAUAUCAAACACCUCAAUGUCCACCUGAAACAGUUAUGGUUGAAAACCGGUGCGUCAGAAAUUUGGAAUGUCCGCAUGAGUACCGAUAUGUUGCUGGCCGCUGUGUCAAAUAUCUCUACGAAACGCCAAGAUGCAAAGUCGGCUCUCUAUAUAAUAACAAAUGUAUUGCUUCUGGUCCUGAAUGCCCAUCUGAACACGAUUAUAUGGGAGGAAAUUGCAUCAAGAAGGAAUACGUGAGCUUAUCUUGUCCUUCUGGGUCAAAACAGAAAGAAAAAUACUGUGUUGUAGGUAAUCCUACUUGCCGAGAUGGGUUCGAUUACAGCUCUUCUAUGUGUGUCAGAGUGUCUUCAAUUCGAGCUAAUUGUCCUUCUAAGUAUACUUACAAAGACGGCAUGUGUGUUUCCGAGGUACAUCAGUCCGAUUAUGUAUGCAAAGAAGGAUACGUUCUCAAUGGUCAUCAAUGUGUACGAACAAUGUACGCCAGUCCUACAUGCCCUACUGGUUUCUUGUUGCAGGGGACAAACUGUCUAGAAAUCUCUUGCACACCCGUUGCCGCAGCAUAUAAUAAUGGAGGACUAUCUUCUAACGUAGAAUAUAAGAGUACCAUCGGAAUAAUGCAACAAUUAUAUCCAACAAUAGGAGUUGCUAGCGUUACGACUCCCCAACAGCACUUCGAUGUGAAUUUCGACCAAACUAUACACACAUCCUCAGUUACAGUAAGCCAGCCUACGUAUACUUCAUCUUCCAGCAUUCCCAGGGAAUUUGCUGAAUUCUUUGAACAAAUGCCCGAUCGCUCGGAGGUGUUUGGCUCUCAUUCGACUUACCCAUCGGGAAAUUGGCAAACAGGAGUCGUACCCGUUAGCUCUACUAACUCUAGCACAUUAGAAAUGCCCGAAAUAACAGUACAUAACCCUGAGGAUGUAACAAUUCCCACAUUAGAGCAUAUUGCCAGCUGUACGGUAUACUCGCCCAAGAUUUGUACCAAAGAGGAUGAAUGGGAAUGUAAACAUUUGGAAUUUGAAAACAUCAGGAGUCGGUAUUGCGUGGAGAAUGGCGGAAGUAUCUAUUUGAAGCUUGAAGAAACCAGCUAUGACGAAAACUCCGAGGUGUUGAUAAUGGCUGCUCCGUCUGAAUCUCAAUUUGGACCUGACGAUGAUUACGAGGAUGAUGACUACGGCGAUUCUUUGGAUUGUUCGGGCUGUACUGGUGGAGAAUACACCUGUUCUAGAAAAUGCUUUGAAUACGAUUGUGGGGAUGUUAAAUGUAAGUACAUCAGCAUCAAGGAUUUCUGCAGUGACGAUGGGCCAACGCCGGAGCAUGGCUGCUCCUACCAUGAAGGGUGCCGAGGAGACUUUUGCACUAUGUAAAUAGAAUGAAACAGUAUAAUGUUUAUUUAUCGUUGUUUGAAAAAAAGCAUAACUGCCAUUUUUACUUGAUAAAGUAAAUAAAGUUAAGUUAAUUUCUAAUAAUAACAACUGAUAAAUAACUUACAUUAA